Mycena citricolor is the source of this 818-nucleotide messenger RNA. The record is from the annotation of a GenBank genome assembly. NCBI's taxonomy places the organism in Eukaryota, Fungi, Basidiomycota, Agaricomycetes, Agaricales, Mycenaceae.
GCGAGAACAUGCUCCGUCCGCCGGCGUCUCUGCGAGUCUUUCUGGGAAUAAAAAGGCUGAGGGGGCAGGGGGGAAGGAUAGUCUUACCCAUUCGCAUUCGUCCUCUCAGUUCCACCAGAUACUGCGUAGUGAGUGAGCCCUGCUGCCCGAUGCCGUCCAUCUCCCUGAUCGUCCUUCCAGUCUUGGUCUUCGUUUUUGCAACGUUACUACUUGCCGCCGUUCCGAGCAAACCCUUUCGUCCUAUCAGACUCUCUGCGCCUCUGAUUUAACCCCGUUCCUCUUCUCCCAUCGUUCCUUCCUUCCAUCAAACAUACAAGAUGUACCACAAGAUCUCAACCAUUGCGUCCGUUGUGCUCCUCGCCUGCGCCGUCGCGCCAGCAAUCGCUGCCCCCAUCCCCGCUCCCGCAAUCCCCAACACCACCACGUCUGGGGCCCGUGCGGUGGGUGAGUUCAGUGGACAGAAAGCGCGCAACGCGGACGGACGCGCGCUGCCGGGGAUCUCGAGCCUUGGUGCUCUAGGAAACCUGAUUCCGGGGCUUGGGGCGGGUGGCGGCUUCGGUGCAGGUGGCCUUGGUGCAAGUGGCCUCGGUGCUGGUGGUCUCGGUGCUGGUGGUCUCGCCCCUCUGACGUCUAAGCGGGCGGAUAUUGCGUCGUUGUUAUUGGAGCUCUACCGCCGGGAAAUCUCUGAGCAUGGAGUACUUGCGAUCGAAUCCGCACUGGGAGUCGGCACCGGGGUCGCUGCUGCGCAAAGCCUGGCCGCUGAGAUCAAGAAUCUGCUGGGAGGGCGCGAGCUCAGCGUUAUGAACGAGUUGGAUUGA